AUGUCGACUUCAAAGGAACUCGCCAUUGUACUGGCAAAUCCAGACAAAUGCUAUUAUCCUGGUGACGUAAUUUGUGGCCAAAUCAGAAUAGACUCUAAAAAGUCGAUCGACAUUCAGCAUCUGUCUGUUAAUUUUGCUGGUUGCAUUGAUGGCUGUGGUGACAAGACAACCGUAAUCAACAGUACUCAACUGUUAGCAACAGCCACGGCAGGCAGAAAAUACACCACGCUCAGCCCUGGAAAGUGCCAUACUUUUGAUUUUGAGUUCGGGAUUCCAGCAGAUGAUAGAUUACCGAGCUUUGCCAAUAUUCCAAAAGUGGCCAAAAUCACCUACCUGAUCACAGCAACUCACAAAAAGCCCAUGUUCAAAUUAUCACCCACUUUAUCAUCAGUAACUCAAGAGAUCAAGGUGCUGGAUAUGAUCAAUGUGCUGCUACCUGAAUACCGGGCGCCUGUAAAGAUGAACAAGGAUCUAGGCUUCAUCAAUGGCAGUAAACUGUCGCAAUGGUGCUUAAACCUACCUAAAUCAGCUUUUCGCCGAGGUGAGCAGGUCAAGCUGGAGUGCCAAAUUCAACAUUUCCCAGCCAUGCAAAAGUCAAAGGCCAUUAAGAUAACAUUAUCAAGACAAGUGCAUAAAACCAGUUCUGCAAAGGUUGUGGAGAACAAAGUGCUAUCCACUACUACCAUUGAUUUGGACACAAAAGAUAGCUCGCCAAGCCAGACUUUUCCCAUUGCACUGCAAAUACCAUUAGACACACCACCCAGCAUAUUUCCUGAUACAGGCAGAACACUCAGCGUGUCUUAUGUUAUACAAGCUGAAUUGAAGAUGAAGGGUGUCAAAUCAGCCAUCAAGUUGAAAUCAAUGUAUAAGCAGGAAGCUGCUAUAGUCAUUGGUACCUUUCCAGUUGAUAAUACACCAACAGCUCCCAACAGCAAUUCCUCUUAUAUAUCACUACAUACACUAGGAUCAGCACCAUCAUCACCGCUGCCAGCACAUAAAAAAAGCACAACUGCUCUGUUACCUGAUAGAAGAAGCAGUAGUGCACUGCCAGUGCAUUCGCCAUCGCCACAUCAAGUAUCAUUCUCUGGAUUUGAUAAUAUCAAGCCAUUGCCUAGGUUGGAAGAAAUCACUAAAAAACAAAUUUAUGAUGGCCGUCAUUCAUCCUCAUCUUCAUCCUUACUUGUACCCAAAUCACCGUCAUCACCACCACCAACAUCAUCUGCAUCACAAUCACCAACACCAUCAGCAUCCAUGCUCACAUCAUCUUAUCAACAAGAAUUUGAUGACUAUAUACCAACUACACCGCUUAGAAGAUUGUCCUUUUCAUCCGCUCAGUCGUCUACAUCCACAGCAGUAAACAGCAUCGACAGAUCUCUGACACCACUGCCAUCUAUGCAAGCGACUCAAGUCAAUCCGUUCAACACAGUGAGCUAUCUAAAUCGCAAGAGUGCUCCAAGACCCUCUUUACUAUCCGUCCAUUCACAAACACCUCAUGAAAUUGGCCCUGGCGAUGUUAUUACAAAGCAAGGCAACAGCAUCGAGAAACCGCAUUGCGAUUAUUUCGAUGCCAAGACACUGGAGACAAAUGGCGACUAUGAGGAGCGCGGUUCCACCCCAGGAUUAUUAUCGAGACAUGACACUAUGUCGACAGCGUCUUCAGGUGGAUUGUGCGAUCCAUUUCAACCCAUGUCCCCUCCUCCUCUACUUACUACUACCAAAGGUCCCAUUAUGCUGUCUCCCAUCAGCAAAUCAAACUAA
Messenger RNA from Mucor velutinosus, 1758 nucleotides. RefSeq lists its product as uncharacterized. The record is from RefSeq and is a predicted model, not a curated record. Bases 1 to 1758 code for a protein of 585 amino acids. NCBI's taxonomy places the organism in Eukaryota, Fungi, Mucoromycota, Mucoromycetes, Mucorales, Mucoraceae. The transcript has 5 exons.